AUCGUUCUUAUAUGCGAUUAACAGAAAAGGAAGAUGAAUCACUGCCAAUAGAUAUAGUUCUUCAGACACUUCUGGCCUUUGCAGUCACCUGUUAUGGUAUAGUUCAUAUUGCAGGAGAGUUUAAAGACAUGGAUGCCACUUCAGAACUAAAAAAUAAGACAUUUGAUACAUUAAGGAAUCAUCCCUCCUUUUAUGUAUUUAAUCAUCGUGGUCGAGUACUGUUCCGGCCUUCGGAUACAACCAGUUAUUCAAACCAAGAUGCAUUGUCUUCUAACACAUCGUUGAAGUUACGAAAACUCGAAUCACUGCGUCGUUAAGAUUUUUACAAAUAAUGAUAACACGACAGGACACAGAGCUGGAAUAUUGGAGUUUGGGGUACCAAAACACUCCCCCAUCAGUAUUUAUAUUGAUCUUUCAGAUCUAAUUAAAAAAAACUACGGCCCUUGUUUGUACACUGUUAAUCAAAUCAUUAACGCAGUGUAAGUUAUGUAUGAAAUGAGUCUUUGGUCCAUCAUAUAGGGAGUUUUUUCAUUUAGAACAAAUUCACGUUUUUUAUAAAAGUCACUGUUUUGAGUACAUUACCUUAAAAAAUGUUGGUGGGUUUUUUUUUUGUGACUAUUUAUUUUCUUAGAUUUAUUUUGCACUACAAUUUUAGGAUCCUUUGGAAAUACCGUGUGACUCCUGCAUUUUGCAGCAUAAAUUAUAGUCAAAUGGUCUUCAGUUCUUGACAAAUGGACUUCCCUAAUGAGACCAAAAUGGUGACCUUUCAGUUUUUCUUGCAUCCCUUCAAAAGUGGCUCUGCUUCAGCAGAUACUUGCCGAUUUUUCCUUUAUCCAUGACUUCUCACCCCGCCCCACUCCUGUAUACCUUCUAACAUCAACUGUCUUGUUUCAUCACUUCUCUGAGGUUCUGUGUGCAGUGAGCAAUUUUGUGUCAGAAAUUAUUUGUCAUAACACAUAUAUUUAACAGGCUCAACUUGGUAUAAGCUACUUGUGUUCUCUUUAUCUGAAAAGUUUUCUCUUAAUUGAUUAUGUAGUAUAAGAAUAGGUGAAGAUAGACCAAAAAGACCAUUUGUGAUUUCAUUAUCCUGCCUAGGUAGAGGAAAAGUAAUCAUUGAGGAAAACCGAUUACUUGUCACUAGCCAGUUUAACUUAUUUAAAGUCUCUGUUAGUUUAUUUCAUACUAAACUAACAAAUUAAUGAAAAUAAAGGAAGCUUCUCAAUCUAAAGGCAGACUUUAAAGAAACUGGGAUAAAUAUGCUCUAAAUAUUGGAACUGAUGUGUUGAAUUUUGUAGAAAAUUAAGGUCAUUUAAGAAAUUGUUUCAUAGAUUUUGAUUUAUAGUAGGCUUAGAAUUUUCCACCUUCACUGUAUGUUGCUGAAGGUGAGGAUGAGGAUGCAGAAUUGACUUUUUUAGAAACAGUAAUUUUAGGGCAGUUUGGCUAGCUCUUCCAGCUAGCAUGCUACAGGAAGCUCAACAGUUCUUUGUGGAGAACAUUGCUUUUGUUAAAUUGUACAGAUAUAAAAAUAUUGCUUUGGAUCAUAGGUGUAAAGGGAAUAACUGUAUGCAGGUUUGAAAAGGAAACGUGUCUAUCCUUCUGUGGUUCGUAAGUGUGAUGAUUGGGUGUUCCCGCCAUUGUAUGAGCUGUGUUCCCCUCGAACCUUGUUACGGCGUCAGACCCGUCUGACGUGAAGAAAAGAAAAAGAAAAGGAAAUGUGCCAGAAGCAGGAGUCAUAAGAUGCCCAUAUACUUGAUGACAUUUUUUUUCCUCUAGAAAUGAACCUCAGCACUUCUGUUGUACGUGGUGACAUGGCCCCAAAGCAUAAGAUUUUUUUAUCAUUGGGUUCUUACUGUUACUUAGUUAUAUUUUGUUUUCCCGACCCAGUCUGUCUGGAACCUUGACUCUGCUCUCUAGUGAGAACACAGUUAGGCAUCUGCUGAUGACCUAAAGUAAUUCAGAAGUGAGUGCAAAUGUGAAGUCGGGGGUUAAAGUUAUGAUAAUGAAAUCAAAAUAGCAUUCAGGAAACAAGCUUCUCACUUGUCUACCAUUUCCUCAGGUAUGGCUUGAUCUGGGAGAGCCUCUUGUGUUCCUCUCUUUGGGACUGUCUUCCUUUCCUAAUAUGUUUUUGUGAAAACUUUAUUGAGGUACGGCUCAGAUACCUCAUAAUCCAUACCUUUAAAGGGUACACUUGUGUAAUUCGUAGUAUAUUCACAAAGGUGUGCAACCAUGACCACAAUCAAUUUCAGAACAUUUCAUUACUCCAAAAGAAUCCCUGUACCCUGGAGUAGUCUACUUUCAUUGUCUCCCAGUGGUCCUCCCAGCUAAUCUAAUUUUCGGUGUGUAUAGAUUGGCCUCUUCUGUUAGAUAGUAUGCAUUGAUUCAUACAAUAUCUGGUCUUUUAAGAUGGGCUUUCCAAAUAUGAUUUCCCACAUGGAGUGAGAAAUUCUUUUCAUCUUUAUUGCUAUAAAAGGCAGGUGGUUAGUCAAAUCAAUCAAUUUAAGGAGAGAGGGCCAUAUACCUAAUAGGAUUCUCAGUUCAUCUGGUGCUGAGAAGUUCUCCCUCAUAGCAAAGCAUUUAUGAUGUACUACUAUUUAUAUUCUAUUGGCUAGUGUCUAGGAUGAACAUUGAAAUCUUUGCCUGCCUAGUCAGGAGAGUUCUGCUAAAAAUGAUGCCAAGUAACUUGGCAAAUAAUUGACAUAGCAAUUUUCAGGUGUGUCUACCUUUGAUCACAGUUUGUAUACCUCGGGCCAGGUGAGCUCUCCAAAUUUCUUUUUUAAAUUUACUCUAAUGAGUUUCUGUUUGUUUGGUUGUUUUUUUUUUCCAAGUAUGUACCAUAGGACUGAAGGUGAUUCGGGUGCACUGUAACACUGCUAAAUGCAUUAAGUACAGACUUUUAUUUACAGUACUAUGAGACUGUUAAUUACUGCCUGGAGUAGUUCAAAAUUACAGUGAUGUGAGCCACUCAUGCCUGCAGUUGACUAUGGUCUUAGUCAAACUUAUAUCAAUCAAGGCUCUCUGGAAUACAGGAAGACUUCUUAAUAAUCAGGGAAUCAGCCAAAUACUAUGGGCUAAUGGUCCAGCUGCAGAAAUGCAGAUCAGUAAAUCGGAGACAACUAUGCUCUGUAACUUCACAAUGAUUGUUUCCUAAGCAUUGUGGCUUAUUGUUGAGUGACAUGACAGCAUCUUCCUGGGUGUAUGUGGCCUGUUUCCAGGAUGUAUCGAGUCGUAUUUGUUGUGAGUGUCGAUGCCUGUAACACCGACCUAAACACAUAUUUUUUUGGAUAUGUUUCCUCUUUAAAUGACCUUGCCCUGUCCAAUAAACAAAUGAUUGUCUCACCCUG
This is a messenger RNA of Tupaia belangeri chinensis (Chinese tree shrew), 3341 nucleotides long. RefSeq names its product membrane magnesium transporter 1 (gene MMGT1). The record is from RefSeq and is a predicted model, not a curated record. Gene Ontology annotation, cellular component: EMC complex; plasma membrane; early endosome. Lineage: Eukaryota; Metazoa; Chordata; Mammalia; Scandentia; Tupaiidae.